Funneliformis geosporum is the source of this 1617-nucleotide messenger RNA. The record is from the annotation of a GenBank genome assembly. NCBI's taxonomy places the organism in Eukaryota, Fungi, Glomeromycota, Glomeromycetes, Glomerales, Glomeraceae.
AUGCCAAUCUUAUCCGAUUCAUCAAGAAGUAUUGUUACAGACAAUGGAACGAGAUUACCUUACGAUAAGAUGUUUAAUUCUUCUCCAGCAAUGGAGAAUCGAAAACGACAUACUUGUAGCAGCACUCAAGGAGGUUCACUUCCAAUGUAUAAUACUAUUUCUUCCCCAACUACAUCACCAACUUCUCCGUCGAGCAUUCCUUUGUCGCCAAGUAUCAAUAUUUUGACUACUUCAUCCACGCCAUCAUCACAUGGAUCAGACUCGAAUGAUCAACAAAAAAAUAACGCGAAUAUAAUAAAAGAAGAAACUAGAGAUGAUGAAAGUACAACUACCGCAGUUCCGUCCGAAAGAAAAUUACUACCAUCUGAUCUACCAAAAAUUGCUACGAAUUUUGUUCAAGACCCAAAGAACAAUAAUUUAAAGAUUUCUUCCUUUUAUGUGCCACCAAAGAGGCCUCAACAUCAACGUAUAGCUUCGGAUGAUGACGCGUUAGCUACAUUACCAAGUCCCGCUACUUCAGUUUGUGACUUUCCUGCUGCACAUUAUUUAAAACAUAAACCACCAAUUCGGAAAAUAAGUUCAUCAAGUUUGAAUGCAGAUAAUCAAAAUUACCCGCAUCAGCGUUCAUCUUCCGAAAGUUAUUUGCAAAAUGGUAAUUCGGUUGUAGAAGAAUUUAAUCAAACAAGUGAUGAUACAGGCCCAAUAUUUGGUCAUCAUACGUUACAACAAAGAUUAUCGAAACUUGGUUUGUCAAAAGGUGCAGAAUUAAUCAGUCAUUAUGUGAUUUUAAAAAAAAUUGGUAAAGGUUCUUUUUCAACAGUGAAAUUAGCGAUUGACUUGAAUACUUGCAAAAAAGUAGCAAUUAAAAUGAUUGAGAUAAAAGGAAUUCAAGACAGUGAAAGGUUAAAGGCAAGCGUAUCUAGGGAAGUUGAACUUUUAAAGUAUAUUAAUCACCCAAACAUUGUUGGACUUUUGGAUACAAUUGACACACCGACACAUCUUUGUCUUGUUCUUGAAUAUGUUCCAGGAGGUGAAUUAUUUGAUUAUGUGAAUGAGAAUUAUGAAAAUUCAACUGAAGAAGAAAGUAAGCAUAUAUUCCUUCAGCUAGUUAACAUCAUAGAAUAUUUACAUGAAAAUAAUAUUGUACACCGAGAUUUGAAAUUAGAGAAUAUUUUAAUAGAUUCAUCAUCACCAGAUGAACCAAUUAUUAUUAAAUUAACAGAUUUUGGUUUGGCAAAGUUCAUUAAUAAAUCAUCCCCAAUUUUAACUACACGAUGUGGAUCGGAAGAAUACGCGGCACCUGAACUUAUAUCGGGAAAUCCAUAUGAUGGACGUAAGACCGAUAUAUGGUCAUUGGGAAUUAUUUUAUAUGCUUUAUUGGUUGGUUAUUUACCUUUUAAUUUAGAACCUGGUCAAUCAAGAAGACAAUUUUUUAGUAAGAUUAUUAGAGCAGAUUUUACCUUUCCAGAUAGUCAAAAUGAAACUGAUAGUAGAAGAUCUAGAAUUAGUGAUGAAGCCAAAAAUCUUGUUAACAGAAUUUUGCAAAAUAAUCCUCAGAGGCGUCCCACUUUAAGUGAAAUUAAAAAUCAUCCAUGGUUAAGUGAUGUUACUAUUUGA